CAGGGACCGCGCCGCUCCUGCCGGGGCUGCCCGCGCCGAGGACCUGCCUCUGUCGUCGCCGCUUCCGCCGCCCAGGGAGGCAGUCUGAGCUGGACCAGCAGGGGUUCUGUCCUUUGACAUUCUUGUUUGUGAAGAUGGAAAACUUAAUAUCUCUGGAGUCAAGGUUUUACUUGAGAUAACUGAAACCUUGUGUCUUAAGUUUCCCCACAAGAACACCCCCCCCCCAAGAUGGCAGAGGAGGGCAGCACCACCAGGGACUGCGAGUCCUUCAGCGUACUCAACUGGGAUCAGGUCAGCCGGCUGCACGAGGUCCUGACCGAGGUCGUACCCAUCCAUGGACGAGGCAACUUUCCAACCUUGGAGCUAACCCUGAAGGACAUCGUGCAGACCGUGCGCGGCCGGCUGGAGGAGGCCGGCAUCAAGGUGCAGGACGUGCGGCUGAACGGCUCUGCGGCUGGCCACGUCUUGGUCAAAGACAACGGCCUGGGGUGCAAAGACCUGGACCUCAUCUUCCACGUGGCUCUUCCCACGGAGGCGGAGUUCCAGCUGGUCAGAGAUGUGGUGCUGUGCUCCCUUCUGAACUUCCUGCCUGAGGGUGUGAACAAGCUCAAAAUCAGCCCCGUCACCCUGAAGGAGGCGUAUGUGCAGAAACUGGUGAAGGUGUGCACGGACACGGACCGCUGGAGCCUGAUCUCGCUGUCCAACAAGAACGGGAGGAACGUGGAGCUGAAGUUCGUCGACUCCAUCCGGCGCCAGUUCGAGUUUAGCGUGGACUCCUUUCAGAUCAUCCUGGAUUCCUUGCUCUUUUUCUACGACUGCUCCAGCAGCCCCAUCUCCGAGCACGUCCACCCCACGGUGAUCGGGGAGAGCGUGUAUGGGGACUUCGAGGAGGCCUUCGACCACCUGCAGAACAGACUGAUCGCCACCAAGAACCCCGAAGAGAUCCGGGGCGGGGGGCUGCUCAAGUACAGCAACCUCCUCGUGCGGGACUUCCGGCCCACAGACCAGGAAGAGAUCAAGACCCUAGAGCGUUACAUGUGCUCCAGGUUUUUCAUCGACUUCCCAGACAUCCUCGAGCAGCAGCGGAAGCUGGAGACCUACCUUCAAAACCACUUUGCCGAGGAGGAGAGGAGCAAGUAUGACUACCUCAUGAUCCUCCGCAGGGUGGUGAACGAGAGCACCGUGUGCCUCAUGGGCCACGAGCGGAGGCAGACCCUGAACCUCAUCUCCCUGCUGGCCUUGCGCGUGCUGGCAGAGCAGAACAUCAUCCCCAACGCCACCAACGUCACCUGUUACUACCAGCCGGCUCCCUACGUCAGCGACGGCAACUUCAACAACUACUACGUUGCCCAUCCUCCAGUUACCUACAGCCAGCCAUACCCUACCUGGCUGCCCUGUAACUAACCUUGAGACCUGAGGGUUUCCACAGUGGGAACCCCUCACUAGGGCAAGGGCUCUCAGGUAGGGGAGCCUCCUUCUAGAUGUAGGUGUUUGGCUUUUAAAGGGGAACUCAGCUCUGACUCUGCUUUUUUUUUUUUUUUUUCUUUGUGCACCCAUUGGAAUGGGUCUCCAGCAUAUCAUGAGCCAACCCUGAAGGGACCCAACAUUCCAGUGCCACUUUGGAAAACACUAUAGGAAGUAGGACCCAUCCACAUCUUUCCAGGAAAGACACUAACCUGCCAUGUCCCAAGCGUCCGCAUGGGGAGAUUGGAGCUCUGUGCGCCAAUGGAACCUCAGAGAAUGCUUGGGCAGUGUUUCUUAUCACUCCAGCCUAGAGUAGGCUCUGUUGGCCCUCACUUGGGAUUCUCAGCUGUUCUAUGAAAGUUGUGGCUGUCGUCUUAUUUUCUUGUGCCAGUUCUAGCCAGGCAGAAAAUGGUGGACAUGAGAGUGGUCUCGUGACUUCAUUUUUGUUGAAGGGACUGAAUUGCUUAUGUGGGCAGAGCUAAGGAUUUCUUUCACGAAUAAACCAAAGCCGGUAGCUGGAGAAUUGAGAUCUGGUUGACAGUGGUUUAUGGUUUAGAUGCUGUGCUCUCACGAGCAACCGUGAGAUAUUGUUGAGGAAAAAAAAAAAAAUGACCUUUUCUUGAAAUGUAACUUGAAAACAAAAUAAAAUGUGGAACAUAAUGUUAAAGCAGAAUUGUGGUGGUGGCGGUGGGGUGGGGGAGGGGGGCUGAUGUAAAUAGGAAACGUGAAUGUUCAAUUUCUUUUCCCCUUUAAGGAAUUAUUAUUGAAUGACACUUUUUUUUUCUCUCUCCCUCAGCAGCUCAUCACUUUAGUUUUGCUUUUCCUAAGACUAAGGGUUGUGCUGAGUCUAAAGGCCUUGUAGGAACUGACGUGUGAGGGUCUUCCCAUGUUUUAAUUGGAAACCCAUUUUGGUCACAUUCCAAGUAUGACAAGCUGUUUUUCUGGAGUACCUUGGCUGAUUAUUUUUUGUUUGUUUUUGUUCUUUCUUCAAAAAGUGGUGAUUUCCUUCUCUGGGCUUUUUUUGGGCAGCAAAUGAAUUCAGGAUUUUCAAUAGAAGUGAAUGACCUGUGAGCUGACCUGCUGUUGUGGGCAGAGUUCUCUGACUUAAGAUUGCUUUAGAAUCGAACCUGCUGUCCCUGUGCAGAGGCUUAGCGCUCAGGAGGGCUCCAUGUGAACUGGAGCAGCCAGGGCACCUUGAAAUGAUUAAUUCUGUUCUAUUUGGGGAAGAGUGGAGUAAAUGAAGAAUGGUCCUCCUUAUUCUGGUAGAUUUGACCAUACUUGUUUAUGUUCUGCACUUUAGAAGGAUAACAGUGUUAAUCUCCAGUCUAAAGCAAGCUCGGUAAAUGGGAGAGAGUUCUAGGCCACUGCUUUCCCAGUAGAUUUAGAUAAGGGAUUUUGUGUCUUGAAACUUUUGUGGGAUCUCUUAGAAAGCAUCAUUCCUAGGGUAUGGAGGACAAAGGGACUUUAGCUUCUUCUAAAAAGUGAUUCCAUCAAAUCCACGCUCCUGAUUUUUCCUUUCUCCUGUGGCCCUAAAAAUCCCAAACCCUGGAUGAUUGUUUUCUUUCCUCCUUGCUUUAAGUGAUGAGGAUACCUUAAUGCAGAAAUGCUUAGCAGGAAAUGUGUGGUUUACCUUUUUCUAAAGAUGGUAUUUUCAGGGUUGUUUUUUUAUUUUUUUUGGAAUGUGAUGUCUCGGUCCUCUUAAACAGCAGGUUGGGCAUGACUGAACCCCAAGGCUUAGCUGGUAUCCGAUGUUGUGCUACACUAGGUGAAUAGAAGCCAUUUCUGUGUGUAAGUGAGCAGCUGCAGUUUCCCUGUGAACCAUAGUUCCGUCUAAAUGCAUUGGCUUUGAGUCCAGGCCGGUCCUACACUGAGCUUCCCAGUAGCUCCCCCCAACCACAACAUGCUUCAGGGUUAGAAGAGGUGGGAAAUGAAGAGUGAAUCCCAACUUUAAAAACUACGUGCUCAUCCAUGACAUUAAAAGGCCGCCAUGUGUCUAAUGGCAACAUCUUUGCACAAAAAUGACAGAUCUGUUUAACCAAAGCCUUGAGAUGUGAUGAAGCCACCAACAUAAGCACUUGCUAACAGAAGUCAGUCAGUACUGCUUCUACUAGAAGGCUUGAUCAGGGUGAUGAGGUGCCAGAUGAAGAUAGAAUCAGAACCGCAUCAAGUAAUUAAAUUUCCACUUCGCCCUUGGAGUUCUUUCUGCUUAUAUAUAUAUAUAUGUUUUUUUUUUUCUAACUGGUACUAGUCUUCCUCUGAAGACGAAGAGAAGCACAAACGUCACUAGAAAUUACCAGUCUCCUCCCUCAACCCCCAAGUUCUUUACCACCAUUGCACGAUGACCAUCUUGGUGCAAUCUGUUCACCUGAAGUUCUUAGCUCUGCCAUUUUAGAGUCUGAAGGUAGACACAUGUUCUAGAACCAUCAGGGUAAAAGGCUGCACUGAACAAAGCUGCACUUUUAAAACCUCACCCUGGUCCAGUGGUGUCUCUGCCUCCUCUACAAGGCCUUUGCCGGCCUCAGAACAGGCCAGGUAACCUUGAAUUUCAGGUGUUUGGAAAUUCCAGCUGAAACCUGCCUUUCAUGCUGCUCACACAAGCAUCAGGUACUCUGAACUGGUACCAAGACCAGUGAUUCCUCUUUUUUUAUGUGUGUUGAGUAACAUGAAAUUUGGCAGUGGCCAAGGGCACUAAAGUUCAAGUACGAAUUCUAAUAUAAAUUCUAAUACAAAUUCUAAGCAGGCUCAUUUGCUUCAGGACUCUGAAGUUCUCUGAUGCUUUCUGCAAGUAUGCAGCUUGUUUUCCUGGCCUCCUUCUUGGAAUCCGUGUGAGCAGCAGUGCGAUUAAAACAGUACCGUUUCCCCUUGCGUGGGCAGAAAGGCACAGCCUAAAUUCCUGGCCUUGAGCUUGUAUCACCCUUAAAUUUUAUUUUGGCAGUAAGACACGAUUCCUCACUCAACUUCAGCUCUGAAACUAAACUCUUUAUCAACUCACACCUUCAAAUCAGGGUUCCUGCUAACUGUGAGCUGUGGCAUGGUCCACACCUGGGAGCACCUGGCCACUAGGGAGAGUCAGGGAGGAAGGAUGCUGGGGCCCCGCUUUGUUCUAACAGUUGUGGUUUGGUAGUCAGGUUCCCCCCCCCACCACCACACACACCCCGGUUUGAUUUUUCCCUGGGGACUGGAGUCACUGUGAGCUCUGUGUAAACUCAUGUUUUGUGGUGACAUAACAAUAAUCAAAUCGCUAAUGCCCUGAAACUUCUUUUCCUUCCACCUCCCUGCGAGCACUAGCUCCUUACCUUCAUGGUAGGUUAGGAUCUUAACCAGCACUGCUUUGUUAACUUUGAGAAAUGGUGCCACUCAAGAGCAACUUCCUAACUUUAGGGAUACCUCUUUUCUAGUUAACUUUGUGAUACUGGUGCCUUAUUUUAGGAUGCACCUCGAUUCUGAGCUCAAAUGUACUGAUAGUUAUCCAUCUGUGGGCAGAGGACCUCGUAGCUCACUGGGGACCAUUAUUUCCUGGGUAUCAGACUGGGACUUUAUGUGAGGGAGGACCCUUCUGCUGGAUUCUGUAAGGUGAACAACUCCUGUUUGCUGGGGUUGGAUUCAGAUCCUUAAUCUGGCAGAGACCAGAAUGUCACAGCUGAUUUUGGAACAUGUUCCAGUUCAGCCAGUUACAUGCAGAGGACCAAGGGAGGUAAUGUAGGGAGGAUGUCUUUUAAAAGACCUGGCAACUUUUCAGGAUUACUUGUGGAGACUCCCCAAGGUGAGGAUCAGGAAAGAAAAUGUGUUUUUUUGUUUUGUUUUGUUUUGUUUUUGGUGAGUUCUAAAUCUUGUUUACCUAUCACUUUUUCGAAAAUAGUUUAAGUGUAAGCUAAAGGUAAUGCUUGGAGGUUUGCUUGGACUGGUGAGAGUUGGUACAAAUUGUCAUGUGUGUUUGUAUAGGAAGGUGAGAAGACAAUCCGCUAAAGAGGAAGUCGUUAAGUAAUAUGGAUAUGUGGGCGUUUUAAAACUCAAGCCAUCUGGCCUCCCCCUGCCACCCAAAGAAUUAAAAAAAUUAAAAAAAGCUGCUUUAGGAAAAUUUAUCCAGUAAUUUCCAAAUUAAUAUAGACGAAAAGCAAGAUGCUCAUUAGACUGAAUUGGAAACUUUUUGUUAUUCUUCAAAGCAUAGCCUUCGAAAUUCUAAUUUCUUAGUGAUGCCUAAGAUAUUUGAGGUUUCCUCUUUGGUGCGAUGGCCACUGACCUUCUUACGUGAUGAAGGUGAAAUCACUUGUCAAUGCAAACUGUAUUAGAAGUUGAUGAAAUAAAGCUUUGAGUUUGAGAAAUAAAGAUAUAUU
Nyctereutes procyonoides (raccoon dog) is the source of this 5798-nucleotide messenger RNA. It is a transcript of the gene TENT5C, whose product is annotated as terminal nucleotidyltransferase 5C. Gene Ontology annotation, molecular function: poly(A) RNA polymerase activity; RNA binding. NCBI's taxonomy places the organism in Eukaryota, Metazoa, Chordata, Mammalia, Carnivora, Canidae. The transcript has 3 exons. Bases 229 to 1404 code for a protein of 391 amino acids. The record is from RefSeq and is a predicted model, not a curated record. Gene Ontology annotation, biological process: mRNA stabilization.